AUACAUAAUGGCCCCAAAAGCUGAAAAGAAACCCGCCUCCAAAGCUCCAGCUGAAAAGAAGCCAGCUGCCAAGAAGACCGCUUCUUCUGAACCAAAGAAGAGAUCCAAGACUAGAAAGGAAACUUACUCCUCUUACAUCUACAAGGUUUUGAAGCAAACUCAUCCAGACACUGGUAUCUCCCAAAAGGCUAUGUCCAUUAUGAACUCCUUUGUCAACGAUAUCUUUGAAAGAAUUGCUGGUGAAGCUUCCAAGUUGGCUGCCUACAACAAGAAGUCUACCAUCUCUGCCAGAGAAAUUCAAACUGCUGUGAGAUUGAUCUUACCAGGUGAAUUGGCUAAGCAUGCUGUCUCUGAAGGUACCAGAGCCGUCACCAAGUACUCUUCUGCUGCUAACUAGGCAAUUUAGUUUCAGUUUUCUCGUGUAUUAUUUAGCUACUUGAUUAUUAUAUCGUAUGUAUAUUAGGAAAUAAAUUCGUUUAUUAUUGGAUUAUUCA
Messenger RNA from [Candida] anglica, 494 nucleotides. The record is from the annotation of a GenBank genome assembly. NCBI's taxonomy places the organism in Eukaryota, Fungi, Ascomycota, Pichiomycetes, Serinales, Debaryomycetaceae.